Vitrella brassicaformis is the source of this 445-nucleotide messenger RNA. Lineage: Eukaryota; Vitrellaceae. The record is from the annotation of a GenBank genome assembly.
AUGUGCCACGUGUGCGAGCGCCUGCGUGCCUUCGACGAGGCCGAGGCGAACCGCCGGACGACGCGCUUCGGCUCCCUGAAUCUGUGGAAUCUGUGGAAGCACCUCCUGCCCUCCCUGAAGCUCCUUCUCCCUGUGUUGGCGCUGGGGUGUGCUGCGGGCGGCCUUGUGGCGGCCCUGUUCAUCCCUGGCUCGACCCUCAUGCUUGUCGGCGUCUAUUUGGCGCUCGAUGUGCGGGCGUACCUGCGAUUCCGCCAGCGGCGGAGAGAUCUGCAGGAGAUGGAGCACUACCGCUCCCCCCACCUGGACGAACACUUCAGGCCGUACCUGGAGAAGCAACUGCUCGACCAGCCGCCUGAGGACCUCUACAGGUGCGCCGACUCGACUCACGGUGCCGUCUUGUGCUAGGUCUUCCUUCAUGCCUUCUCUCGCUCUGGGUGUGUGUGCA